GUCAUCUCUUGUAGAGAUACAUGCAUGCCGAAUCAGUGACUGCAGAGUAUGAAUCUUAGAAGUCUUCCGGCCAUGAACCGGUUGUACGGGGAUGUUUGGGUGUGGUAGGUAGAUUUGUUGCACGUGACUGUCACUUCCGUCACUUCUACUAGUCCUUGGCGUCUCGCAGGCGCAGGCGAUUGCAGGGACAAGCGGCGGAGAGGCUCAACUUCAUGUACAGAAUAACUCGAAAGAAUACAAGAUAACGUGUAUAUGUGCAUACGACAUCCACAGCGCGACAACUUGUGAACUUUGGACUAGGAGGCAGACAAAUCCACUUGUCUACGGGAUUAACAACGAGAUACCCCGUUAGACUUCCUCUUCUGCACUCUCCAUCGUCGCAAUGAGUACCGCCGAUGUGGCUGGCUUGGAAAAUGAAGUCAAAGAAUACAGACUGCAACUUGAGACGGUCCAGCUGAGUUUGCAGAAUGACCCUGACAACAGCGAACUACAGAGUCUCAAAUCAGAACUUGAAGAAGUUAUUUCCCUCACCGAAGCCGCGAUCGCAGAAUUAAAGCCUGCGUCAGCACCAGAGUCAACCACGCCUUCCGCGCAAUCACCAGUGAAAGAAAAAUGGUCCAAAGAGAAUCAUCCAGCCUACCAGGCAGGUUAUCGCAAGCCCGAAGUCGAACCCGAAGAACCGAGCGCUCCAGUGACCUUCUCAGUCAACGAUACUGUAAUGGCUAGGUGGAAAUCCGGUGACGGCGGGUUUUAUCCUGCGCGGAUCACAUCUAUCACUGGAUCUUCCAGUGAUCCAGUGUACAUCGUCAUCUUCAAAAACUAUGGCAACACUGAGACUUUGAAAGCAAAAGACAUCAAACCUUUGUCUAAUGAGGCCAAGAAGCGCAAGGCUGAUGGCAUCUCAGGGUCGUCUACACCAGUUCCGCCUCCAUCAAAUCCAAGUGUUAUAUCUGCGGCAGCCAGCGUCGAUCCCGCCUUGGCACAGCAAGCCCGGCGUGAGCCCAGCAAAGUCAGCGAUGGUCCAGUGCGACCGGCGAAGAUACCGCGGAAAGUCAAGGCCAACAAAGAGCUGGAGGCGGGCAAAGCCAAAUGGCAAGAUUUCGCUUCGAAGACCAAGACGGGAAAAUUCAUCAAGAAGGAGAGUAUGUUCAGAACGGGCGAAAGUGUCAAGGCGAGAGUUGGCUUUACUGGGAGCGGGCACGAAAUGCGCAAGGACCCGACGAGAAGUCGACACAUCUACCAGCAGGAUGCCCAAGAUGACUAGGAGAGCGGCUGCGCAAUUGCGACAUUGCUCUUUGUUUUUCAGUUUCUCUUAGUUGUGAGCGUUUAUGGAUUGACGUGGCAAAGCUGACCACCUGGAACCCGCAGAUCCAGCGAUCCGCCGAAGGGCAGGCGUGUACAGAGCCGAACAAGCUAGAUUCUACCAGACAAGUAUUCUCCUAUGCUGCUUCAGACGCUUUCUGACACGUUGAAGUCUCGCGGCAGGGUGUUAAGUGCUUGUAAGCCCGUUGGCCGCUCGGCUGUCUUUAGUGCGACUGUUUCGAGGAUUGUGCCCAGGCUGAUUCCUUUCGCCAGUUUACACUAUCCGCUUACAAAAUUUGUGCUUUUUGACCUUUCAGUGAGAACAGUGCAGCCCUGCUGAUUCCAGGAAGCUGCCUCUAGUGCUGCAGCAUGAUUAUCUCAAGUGUAAGCAGGGUCCUUACAGCAUCCGGCCAGCACUUGACGAGCUGAUUCGUCUGUUUGAACGAGAUGCUCUUUCGUCGACGGCUCGACAGAGCAUCUGUAGCUGCUUGCCUGGAGGCUUUCGUAGAGAUAUUGCCUCUCGAUAUCGGCAUGCGGCGAGUACAGAUCGCCUUCGCUAAGCAGCGCGGCAAAACUUCUUGAUGCCAGCUUCGGAUCUUUCCCUCACAGACCUCCCUGUAUUCUGAAGCUGCUAACGACCAAUACCAACAUAUUAAUGACACCCCAAAAUAGCGGUGUCCACGUACUCAUCCUAAAAUACCCAGCAUUGUAGACAGCCCCUAAGACCAAGCCGACCAAUGUGCCUGCAAGCAAUGCCUCCAGACCUCCGAGGACAAUAUAUGUGACGGGCACCAGCCAGACCCAGCCCAAUGUCUCGCCGAUGGGGUUCUCACCCAAGAGUUUCCUAUUUUUGGCGCUGAGACGCCUGCCCUCCGCUGUGGAUAAGUAUUUGCGGCUCUGUGCCGCCGAGUGAAACUGCAUCAACACCGCCCAUGCUGCGACACACACAUGUGCAGCGCCAAUGGUAAUCAUCGUCCAGUACAGCGUAAAGAGGUAGAUGUCCGUGUAGUGGUAGAGGUACUGGGGCUCCCCGGGGUUGGCGCGAAUUGGCCAAUAUAAUGCUGGAAAUUGGGGAGUUUGGUAACCUCGUGGGAUACCGGCG
This is a messenger RNA of Exophiala dermatitidis NIH/UT8656, 2404 nucleotides long. RefSeq lists its product as uncharacterized. The coding region runs from base 383 to 1264 and encodes 293 amino acids. Gene Ontology annotation, biological process: negative regulation of DNA-templated transcription. The transcript is spliced from 2 exons. NCBI's taxonomy places the organism in Eukaryota, Fungi, Ascomycota, Eurotiomycetes, Chaetothyriales, Herpotrichiellaceae. The record is from RefSeq and is a predicted model, not a curated record. Gene Ontology annotation, molecular function: DNA-binding transcription factor activity.